Molecule: messenger RNA, 303 nt
Organism: Hydatigera taeniaeformis
Lineage: Eukaryota; Metazoa; Platyhelminthes; Cestoda; Cyclophyllidea; Taeniidae
Source: the annotation of a GenBank genome assembly
AUGCCACCCGUAGUUUUGAUCUUCCAACUGCUUCGUCUUUCUGUUGUAGGUCAAGGUGUUUCCAGACGCCAGCGGACAAUGUACACAGCAGAACAGCUUCAUUUGUUGGAGGGGCUGUUUGCCGUGAACAAGUACCCGGACCUGAGCGUGCGGCAACAGCUGGCAUCGCGACUCCAUCUUGCCGAGUCGAGAAUUCAGGUGUGGUUUAAGAACCGUCGAGCCAAAUUGCGUAACCUGCAGCAGCAGCAGCAGCAGCAGCAGCAGCAUCAAGUCCAGAGGAAUCAGAGCAUAUUCCACUCGUGA